This is a messenger RNA of Cololabis saira (Pacific saury), 2080 nucleotides long. It is a transcript of the gene lrrc47, whose product is annotated as leucine rich repeat containing 47. Gene Ontology annotation, molecular function: protein binding; RNA binding; phenylalanine-tRNA ligase activity. NCBI's taxonomy places the organism in Eukaryota, Metazoa, Chordata, Actinopteri, Beloniformes, Belonidae. The coding region runs from base 23 to 1696 and encodes 557 amino acids. The transcript has 8 exons. Gene Ontology annotation, biological process: phenylalanyl-tRNA aminoacylation. The record is from RefSeq and is a predicted model, not a curated record.
UUUCUCUGAGUGCAGCAGCAGCAUGGAUGACAUGGAUGUUUGGCCAGAAGUAGAGAAAGCAGCUACAGAUAAGAGGCGUGAACUGGUUUUACAGGGCCCUGCUGUUGACACAAGGAUAUCCUCCAAUGGGGGGAUCAGCCCCGCUGUUUAUUCCCUGCGUCUGCUGAAUUACCUGGAAGUCAGUCAGUGCCCCAGUCUGACAGAGAUCCACGAGGACAUCCGGCAGCUGACCAACCUGACCAGCCUCAUUCUGUGCAGAAACAAGCUGGGCUCCUUCCCCGAUGUCAUCAACAACCUCAAAGCACUCAAGGUCCUGGACCUGUCCGUGAACAACCUCACGGUGUUGCCCGAGGGCUUGAGUCAGCUGAAGGAGCUGAACACGCUCAACAUCAGCUGCAACAGUCUGGAGGUUCUGCCGGACGGACUGAGCCAGUGCACCAAGCUGGCCACCAUCAACGUCUCCAAGAACCGCAUCACUGCUUUCCCUGCAGCCCUCUUCUCUGAGCGGCUGGAUCUGCUCAGCAGCCUGGUGGCGUCUGAUAACCUCAUCCAUGAGCUGAGUGGGGAUGUGCACAGGCUGCCAGCACUAAAGGUGCUGGACCUCUCAAACAACAAGCUGAACGAGAUACCUUGUCAUCUGAGUGACUGCCACAAGUUAAAGGAGAUCAACUUCAAAGGCAACAAGCUGAGCGACAAGCGUCUUGAGAAGAUGGUCAACGGGUGUCAGACCAAGUCCAUCCUGGAUUACCUACGGGGAAAAGGACGAGGAAAGCAGGGUGAGGAUGAUGCUGAUGGGGGACGUGAUACUGACAAGAAGAAACGGCAGCAGCAAAGGAAGAGGAAGGAGAAGGUGGCGGAGGAACAGGAUGAGGUGGAGGACCUGAACAAGAUGGUGGUGAGGGUUCUCCACGUUUCAGACGCGGCGACAGAGCUCACGGUCAACGUGAAUGCGGAGGUGAAAGAUGUCCGACCGUACUUGGUGUGCUGCUUGGUCAGAGGCAUGAACCUUAAGUUUGGGAAUUCUCUGAAACGCUUCUUGAUGGCUCAGACAAAGCUCCAUGAUGAUGUGUGCGGUAAAAGGACCAUUGCGACCAUUGCAACCCAUGAUGCACAGCUUCUCAAACGUCCACUGAUAUACGACGUGAAGCCGCCGACCCAGCUGAAGAUCGUGCCGCUGGGUCGGAAGGAGAUGACGGCUGUCGAACUGAUAAGACAACUUCAACUAGAGGCUGAUGAGAUGAGGAAGCAGAAGAAGAGGCAGAACGUCACAGGCCUGCACAAAUAUCUGCAGCUUCUGCAAGGAAAAUCCCUUUAUCCGUGCCUCGUGGAUGCUGAGGGAGAUGUGAUAUCAUUCCCACCCAUCACUAACAGUGAGAAAACCAAGAUCAAGAAGACGACCAAAGAGCUGUUCUUAGAGGUGACAAGUGCAACCAGCCUGCAGACCUGUAAAGAUAUUAUGGACGCUUUGAUUAUAAAAAUGGCAGAGUUGAACAAGUUCACUGCUGAGCAUCAAGAGGAAACGGGGUCAGACGGGGACGGGGACGGUGUACUGGAGCCUCCCGCCAGCUCUGAGGCCUCCAGCCAACUCAUCGUCCAGCAGGUCCGGACAGUCGAUCAAGACGGGAACCUGAAGGUGGUCUACCCGUCAAAGACGGACCUCUCCAACGACAUCAGCAACUUAACAGUCAUUUGGUAGUCGGGCUUUGGGUUUCUUCUCCAAUGUUUAUCCACUGACAGGCAACACAAAGUCAUUUUAAUGAGUUAACCGUUUGACUUUGACUAUGUACUUUUUUUAAUGGAAACAUCAUUAUCUAACAGUUAACUGAAGAAGAUAUUUAGUUGUUUGUUUUUUUUUUGCCUAAGAGCAUUGAACGUCACAAAAUGACUUUAUUUUUGCAUAAUUUUAAGCUGAACGAUGUUGGUCAGCUUGUAAUAUUAAAUCACUAAAUUGAGCACGUCAUUAAUUUGUAAUUCUGCAAAAAAGUUUAAUUUACAAACCUUUUAAAAUUUGCAGUUCUUUCUUUAAACAUGCACAGAUAAUGUCUGAUGAGCAUUUAAUAAAUGUGUUUGAUUAAACUGA